Messenger RNA from Condylura cristata (star-nosed mole), 3403 nucleotides. It is a transcript of the gene SNX16, whose product is annotated as sorting nexin 16. The transcript has 8 exons. Gene Ontology annotation, molecular function: phosphatidylinositol binding. Gene Ontology annotation, biological process: endosome to lysosome transport; protein targeting to lysosome; early endosome to late endosome transport. The coding region runs from base 214 to 1248 and encodes 344 amino acids. NCBI's taxonomy places the organism in Eukaryota, Metazoa, Chordata, Mammalia, Eulipotyphla, Talpidae. The record is from RefSeq and is a predicted model, not a curated record. Gene Ontology annotation, cellular component: extrinsic component of endosome membrane; early endosome; late endosome.
UCCACCUCGCGAGGAUCCGGGGCCGGGCGGCCCGGGCAGAAGCUAGCAGCUACUGAUUUCGGGUCCGAGGAUCACGUGAGACUUGUCCCUACUUGUGGUGGAAACGAAAAGAUAGUGAAUUUCUAAGAAGAAAAUAAUGGAUUGCCUAAUAGUUAUUGUCUAAGUGUUUGGACUCAACAGCAGCGUGUAGGUUUUUGCACAGGCCAGAAGAAGAUGGCAACUCCUUAUGUCCCAGUUCCUAUGCCCAUAGGGAACUCUGCUUCCAGUUUUACAACCAACAGAAACCAAAGAAGUUCUUCUUUUGGAAGUCUCUCAACAAGCUCAAACUCUUCCAAAGGCCAAUUAGAAGACACAAAUAUGGGUAAUUUUAAACAGACAAGUGUACCUGAUCAAAUGGAUAAUACUUCAUCCGUCUGUAGCAGUCCCCUCAUUAGGACUAAACUUACAGGUGCAGAUUCUUCCAUUGAGUAUUCUACUAGACCUAAAGAAAAUGAAGAACAAAAUCCUGAAACAGUGAAUUGGGAAAAUAGACCUUCUACACCUACUAUACUGGGUUAUGAGGUGAUGGAAGAAAGAGCUAAAUUUACUGUAUAUAAAAUACUAGUAAGAAAAACCCCAGAAGAAAGCUGGGUAGUUUUCAGAAGAUAUACUGACUUUUCUAGGCUUAAUGAUAAGUUAAAAGAUAUGUUUCCAGGCUUUCGAUUAGCACUUCCACCAAAACGCUGGUUUAAAGAUAAUUACAACACUGACUUUUUAGAAGAUAGACAAUUAGGAUUACAAGCAUUUCUUCAAAAUUUAAUAGCUCACAAGGACAUUGCUAACUGCCUCGCAGUAAGAGAAUUUCUUUGUCUGGAUGAUCCACCGGGUCCAUUUGAUAGCCUCGAAGAAAGCAGGGCUUUCUGUGAAACUUUAGAAGAAACUAACUACCGUUUUCAGAAAGAACUACUUGAAAAACAAAAAGAAGUAGAAUCACUGAAGAAACUGCUUACUGAGAAGCAACUUCAUAUAGACACUCUAGAGAACAGACUCAGAACAUUAUCCUUAGAACCUGAAGAAUCACUUCCCAUGUCAAGAACAGGAGAACAACAGUUACUAAAGGUGGAGUCCUCUGCACUUGAAGUUGACCAGGAUGUCAUGGGUGAAGAAUCUAGAGCUGAUAAUAAUCCAUGCUUAAGUAUUAGUGAACCUGAAAAUUCUAUGUCAGAGAUAGAAGUAGCAGAAGUGGCAUAUAAUACUGAAGAAGACUAAUUCAUCACAAGAAGUUCCCAUCAUUUUUAUGUUUUAGCAAAUUUAGAGUAGAAUGACAAAUAUUUAAAAAGAAAAAAGUAGACUGGAAUAUUUACAGAAAAGAGCUAGAAUAAACAUGUAUAAAAUUUAUAUAAAGAAAAAGCUUUUUUUUUAAAUUAUUGGUAUAGAAAAUAUAUUCACUGCUGCUUUAAAAUGUUUUAUCCAACCUUUGUAUUUAAUACACUAAAAAAUUCUAGUUAUUAGAGUUCUGUUAUCAAUGCCCACAGUUCUGUUACACUAAAAAAUUCUAGUUAUUAGAGUUCUGUUAUCAAUGCCCACAGUGCAGGAAUUAUUUUGGUGUUUUUCCAGUAUGUUGCUCCAAACUAAUGUGUGCAUGUGUUGUGUGCAUGUUUAAGUUACUUAGAAAGGACAAAUGGACAUAAAUUGCAUGUUGCUAUCUAUUUGAUAGAUAUGUCUUUGUAACUCUGACAUGAUAUAUUUUUAUUAGUGGGUUAAAUUAGUGGCAAAGAUGAAUGGAGUUUUAGAUAAUGACAUGUUUACUAUCCCUAAAUAAAAAUUGCUUACUUGAAAUGUUACUGCUAUAUAAAGGAGAAAUAAAACUUUCUAGAAACAAAAGAAAACAGUUUAAAAGAGGUGUAAUAAUGUAACUAAAGUGAUAAAAGAGCCUUGAUUUUAAAAGUUAAUUCACUGAUACAAAAAUACUAUAAUUAUCCAGCUUACUGUAUUAUACUUGUUUAUUUCCCAAAUAUAUUUAUCUUAAAUCUGUAUCUGUAGAACCAGUGAGUUUGCCUCUUCCAGAUACUACCUCUUUUUGCUAAUAAAGGCAUACUCUUUUGAAAAUAUACUAUAGAUUCUAAGUAAAUAAAAAAGUCCAAAUAAAAAGCCAUAUUACUACAAAGUUCAGCCCUGUUGAAUCCUGGCAUGGCAUUUUUAUUCCUACAUAUGUGACUAUGUUGCUAUAGUGUAUUAUGGUUGAUUUUCUUUAAUAUAUUUAAUCAAAUGAUGCACUUUAUGAUAAUUAAACGUUUUGUGCCAAGUUUAAUUGAUAAAUUUCUUUAAUUGGAGUUAUGAAAAAGAAUUAUGUAGUGCCUUUACUCUUUUGCUUUGUAGAAAAGUCUUGUAGGGUCUGUGAGUCAGCUUUAUAAAAAGUACUUAAUGCAUCACAUAUUGUUGUUGAAAGUGCCUUAUUUUUAUCAUAUGAAUUUAGUCAUUUAUUUUCUACUUCUGUUGUUUUGCAUAUUGCUGUUAACAAGGACUAUAGUCAUGUUGGCAUUUUGAAAUACCAGAUGUUAAUAUUGAAGUACAUAUGCUUUGUAAAAUGGAGGGAAACUUACUGGGGAAAUAAAAUAAUCUCCAAUGUUUUUUCUUUCCUAGCAAAGUUUAUCAGUAUUUUAAUGUAUACAUUAAGAUGUGAUUGCUUAAAUUCUGACAUAGUGUAAAAUAUGCAUUAGCUAUUGAUAAUCUUUAAGCUUAAAAAAGACUGCUUUUUACCAAAGUACAUAGAAUUUUUAACGUCUUUGUGAAAAGGCACAUGUGCUGUCUCAAGACAAUAUUUUCCACAAAGUGGAAAUAUGUAUUAGGAAUGUGUUUACUCUUCUGAAAGGCAAAGGGUUUACUUGUUCAUUUAAAUUAUUCUAGAUUUUGAAAGGAUUUUAAAAGGAUGGUCAUUUAAGUUAAUAUCAUUUCAGUCUAAUAAAACAGGAUGAUCUUCGCUAAAUUUCACAUAUUAUAGUGCUUCAUGUCAGUGAUAUAAAGUAAACCACACACUUUGAAAACCUGGCCUUUAAAAGGAUUGUAUUCUAAGUUUUGGAUGGGUCAGGAAAAGUUGAACCACUAGUAUUUAUAGAAUUUACCUUUUUUACUUUCAUAAUCAUUUCAUUCUCAGUAUUAUGUUCAUUUAAUAAAUUAUUUUUUCAGUACAGCAGUAGCUGUGUUGUUCAGAUGUUGAUGCCAUUUCCCCCUCCUCCUAUGUUCUUAUCCCAAUCUCUUAUUAUUGUAAAUUGAACUAUAGUUAACUACUGCAUGUCCCAGAUGUUGACAGUCUAUGGUUUCCUUUUUAACUUUCAGUUUAUAUUACUGAUCAUUCUAAGUCUUUGUGAAUAGGAACAAUGUACUUCAAAUGUAACCAAUAUUAUAUUAAAAAAAAUUGAACAUA